AUGUGGCAGAAGGUGGGAAACGAUGUCAACUUCAAUUUUCUCGAUCGCUUCUACUCCAACCCAAAGAGGUUCGCCUACGAGUUUCAGAACUACGUCUUUCUCACAAGACUCAAGAUAAACCACCAGAGCUGGGAUGGUGCCAAGCCCCUGAGGCUACUGGAACGUUCAGUCUUCAGCGAUCGGCUGGUGUUUGUGCGCGCUGUGCACGAGGCAAAAUGGAUGGACGAUUUUCACUUGAAGCUGUAUGAUGCUUGGUUUCAGCCGUUUCUGCUUGAAGUGCCUGGGCUGGUGCCCGAUGGGUUCAUCUACCUGAGGGCGGAGCCAUCGACCUGCAUGGAGAGACUCAAGAGGAGGGCUCGUUCGGAGGAGGUCGGUUUGGACAUGAGCUAUCUGGAGGGCCUCCACGUGAAGCAUGAAGACUGGUUCUAUCAAGAGAAGCCGUCGAUCCACACGACAAGCAUUCUGGUCCCCAGCAGCCAGAGCUCGGAGGCGCACAUAAUGCGGGCACCAGAACCGCCGAACCUCCCGCCCCUGCCCAAGCUACUGGAAGGUUCUGUGAUCUGGCUGGGAAGGAAGGGGGUGCUGAGUGCCGAUCCGCCAAACGACCAGAACGACGUUCCGAACGAGGUGAAGGCGGCGAUCUCCUGUGUCCCUGCCCUGGUGCUGGACUGCAACGAUGAUUUUGAUGUGGAGCACGAUGUUGAAAGGAAGCGGCAGUAUGCCUCCACAGUGUCCGCAUAUUUUGACUAUGUGAAGGCGUGCAGGAGUGCGCGCAGAGCAGCCGGUUUGGGAGGCAGGGUAUUUUAUCGCCAGCAUGAGAGUGAACUCCUGCGGAGGAAAUGGGAUUUUGUGAAGCACACGCCAGCUGAGGUUCUCAACCAAUGGCAAAGGAGGGGAGUCGAAAAAGGCCAUAUGUGGGAUGAUGCAGCAGGAGUACUGCGCUCUUUGCCCAUCUCAGAUGCACGGGUGCGUGAGUUCGCAGCCAUGUAA
Molecule: messenger RNA, 990 nt
Organism: Ostreobium quekettii
Lineage: Eukaryota; Viridiplantae; Chlorophyta; Ulvophyceae; Bryopsidales; Ostreobiaceae
Source: the annotation of a GenBank genome assembly